CGGCCUGGAUGUUCGGACGUCCUUCUCAAACAGACUGUCUCCCUCUUCCCAAAACAACACACAACUAAAUAAGUUAGUGAAGUGUAUUGUGAGAUAUUUGUUCACUCGCAUAUGUUUUUAUUGUUAACGUUAACAAAAGGCGUUUAAGCUGCGUACGAGAGAAAAGAGACACACUGAGGUGGGCCACCUGAUCCAGGGUGAGGGAUUUAUUUUCCUUCUGCAUUCCCGAUGGAGACCUACAGAGUAACUGGAAUUCCUGACAGUGGGUCACAGCGGGGUUACACUCAGCCUCCUCGCUCCUCCAGGCCUCACAGUAAUGGAGCUGGGACAUAUGGUCUCAGCAUCCGCGUCCAGGGCAUAGAUGGACACCCUUAUGUAGUUCUGAACAACCAGGACAGAGGCCCUCAAUCUUAUAUCGAUCCUAACAGUAAUGGGUAUAUUGACACUGAAAGUUCUUUUAUUGAUAACUACCAUGAGUAUGAUUUCAGAGGAGGCAAAGAGGCUGACUCUAACAGCCCCUUUGUGGAGUACAGGUCUCAGAAGAUGAUGCAUUACACUGGCCCUCAAAAUGGCCUUGCCGAUUCACAAGCAAAGAAAUUGCCCAACCUUCUGAAUUUUCAGAAGCACCCUGAGAUACUGCAGCCAUAUGAUCCACAGACCAACUCCCUAAACCUUGAAGGGUUUAACAGCCUGCCUUCAAGGCCUCUGUCUCUGGCUGAGACUAGAAACCAACGCCAAAGUUCCACUUUCAGAUCUGUUGUACCUGCUGGAACCCGUGCUAGGUCAUCAAGCCUUGACCGGAAUAAAGCUUCUGCACAGUUGGACAAAAGGCAACUUUCAUCCUGGAGCCAGAUAGAGACAGUUCCUGCUAAGCCUAAAUCACAGUGUUUGCCUCCAGCACAGCUUGAUCAGCCCCAGGAAAGAUCACAGGCACAAGUGGCUCAGCCACAGACUAAACCUUACCUCACUAACUUCAGUCCACUUCAGAUGAAGCCAACUUCAAAACCUCAGUCUCAGCAUCAACUGACACUUCCACCCCAGCCUCAAAUAUCUUCUGUUUCAAGUCCAAUAAAUGAACAAAGCAAGACUUCAGUGAGGUCUCCCAGCUCCAUGAGCAGUGCAGACUCCAGACUGGAGUGCACCCACCGUGAGCCAGAUGUUCUUCCUCUACACAGGACUGAUUCCAGUGGACCCGUUCUUCAGUCCUCAACCCAAUCCCGACACGCCUCCUCCCCUUCCUCCAAGACCCUCCUUGAUGACCAGAUGGAUGCUCUGUAUGCGGACACUAUCAACCGUCAUGAGAACCGGCGCUACAUCCCUUUCCUUGCUGGUUCAGGGAGAGACAUCGACACUGGUUCCAUUCCAGGUGUUGAUGAACUAAUUGAGAAGUUUGAUGGCAGCCAACAGCGACAAGGCAGGGCCGGGCGCAGGAACAGGAUUAAACCAGAGGACAGGAAGCGCUCACGCAGUGUGGACAGUGCCUUGCCAUUUGUCCUUGAAGGAGACUCCACUUAUAUGCAUGAGUUCAGUCACCAUCGAGGCACAUCUAGUGAGCAUGUCCUUCGGCCAUCACAGCUACGGCUGCAGAAGACAGCUGGCAAUCAGAACUCAUGGGUCAUGGCUGUAGAUGGUGAACUUGAUUCCAGGGCUUCAUCUCGUGGUGCCAGUGCACCUGGUUCUCCACAGAGCACCGUCUCAAGAGGUGUCGGCUCCAUUCACAGAUAUAGAAAGCCACAGACUCACUUCUCUUCUGUACCAUUCAAGAGCAAAGAGAGCGAAGAAAACACCUUUUCAGCUGGCACUAAUGUCACAAAGGCCUCAACAUCGCUAUCGAAGUCCGCUUCCACUGCAGACAAAAAAACCACUACAGAUGGAGACCCUCAGGUGACACCUGAUCUUCUAAAAGGUCAGCAGGAGCUUUCACAGCAAACACACGAAGAGACAGCAAAACAGAUUCUCUUCAGUUACCUUAAGGAAGGGAGUAAUGAAAAUGAUGAAGCAACUAAGAGGAAAGUUAAUCUUGUGUUUGAGAAGAUUCAGACGCUGAAGUCCCGAGCAACAGCAAGUUCACAAGUCGAUGACAAAUCAUUAAAUGUUGCUGCACAGACCAAAGCACUGCAAGAGCAGAAUGCUGCGCUGGAGAAAGAAUUGGCAAACUCAAAGAGGCAACUGGAGGAUCAGUCCAAGAAGAGUCAGUUGGAGGCUGAGAAAAAGUCAACAUCUCGUUUGACGGAACUGCAGCAGCAGCUGGAUAGAAGUGCUGAGGAGUGCAAAAGGCUGAAGGAGAAAUUGGCUAAAACAGAGGCCGAGCUUCAGAACACAGUUGAAGAGCUUUUCCAGGUGAAGAUGGAGAGGGAGCAGUACCAGACAGAGAUCAGAGACCUGCAGGACCAGCUGUCAGAGAUGCAUGAUGAGCUGGACUCAGCCAAGAAGUCAGAUGCUGAUGGAGAGAAAGAUGCACUGAUGGCGGACAUGAUGCACCUGAAGGUGGAGAUACAAGAAGCUCUCCUGGCCAAGGAAGAUCAGGAGGAGGUGCUGAGGAGGCGUGAGAGGGAGCUGACCGCUUUGAAAGGAGCUCUGAAGGAGGAAGUGGCUGCUCAUGACCAGGAAGUGGACAAACUCAAGGAGCAGUAUGAGAAGGAAAUAACCAGGCUAAAGACAUCUUUGGAGGAGGCCAAGCAGAGCAGUGCAGCAGUGACCCGUGAGAAGGCUGAAAUGGAGGCAGCCAAGGAUGUGGUUGAGGGUCAAGCCGGACGUUUGACACAGGAAGCAGACCAACUACGUAAACGAGCACAAGAGCUGGAGAACGAGGUGGCCAAACUCAACCAGAUCAUUGAUGAGGCCAAGUUACAGGAGAGCAGGCUGUGGGACAGACUCAGCAGGCUGGAGAGAGAGAAGAAGCAACUAGAAGAGUCUUUAGCAGAAAUCAGGGAGCAAGAAGAGGAGAUGUCACGUGCCAAUCGAGCUUUGACUAUACGGCUAGAGGAUGUUCAGAGGAACCUGACAAAACUCAGCAGUGAACACAAGGAGCUAGAGGAGAUGUUUCAAGAAGAAAAGAAUCAGAAGGAGAAAUUCAAGAACAUGAAGAAUGGCAUUGAGGAUGAGAGGAGGUUGUUAGACCAAACAGUGGAGAAACUGCAGAGGGAGAUGAAUGAGAUUGUGGAGAUAUCUCAGCUGUCCACUCGGGAGCUGCAGGAGCAGAUUGACAUUUACAAGGAGAAGAACCGCCGGGAGCUUGCUGAACUACAAAGACUUCUAAAAGAGAGAGGACAAGAGCUAGAAAAGUCUCACCAGGAAAUGCAAACCCUCAAAGAAGAGCUGUCACAGCGGAAGGAGAACCUGCAGCAGUGUCAGAUGGAACGAGACGAGGCUCUGACCCGGGAGAAGGCAAUGGAGAAAAAGUUUCAAGAACUGGAAGUGGAAGCUGAGACAAAUGCACAUGCUAAAGAAGACAAAUCCAGACAGCUCAAACUCAUGGAGGAAAGACUUGCCCAGCUGCAGAUGGACCUGGAUGAGGAGCGUCAGAGUGGAGACCAGCUGAUAGAAAGGAUAGACAGAGGAAGAGAGCAGGUAGAGCAGAUGAGGAAUGAACUCCUGCAGGAGAGAGCUAGCAGACAAGACCUGGAAUGUGACAAGCUGGCUCUGGAGAGACAGAACAAAGACCUGAAAAGCAGAGUGGACCAUCUAGAGGGCACGCAGAAAUCCAAUAAAGAGGGCCUGGUGGCUCAGCUGGAGGAUCGUGUCCAUGAGCUGGAGCAGAGGCUGGAGAGCGAGGAGAGAGAGCGUGCCAACAUGCAGCUUUCAAAUCGAAGGUUAGAAAGGAAAGUAAAAGAGAUGAUGAUGCAAGUGGAAGAAGAACAUCACUCAAUGCAAGAUCAAAAGAACCAAUUGAAUUUACGUCUUAAGGCCCUGAAGAGGCAGAUGGACGAGGCCGAGGAGGAGAUCGACCGACUGGAGCACAGCAAGAAGAAGCUGCAGAGAGAUUUGGAUGAGCAGCAUGAGGUCAAUGAGCAGCUCCAAAGCCAAAUGAAAGUUCUGCGAAAUGAGAUCAGACGUAAGGCCACCUCUGUGCCGCUGCUCAGCAACCUGGACGAUGAAGAUGAUGAUGAUGAUGACCUGAGCACCGAUGGAGAGACGUACUUCAGCUCAUCGUUGAUGUACAAACGCUCGGCAAGUCAGGAAAAUAUAUCCGCGUAGAGUUUGUAAAUAAACAUGUAAGCCACUGUAAAUCUAUUUUAGUUGCAUCUCAGUUGGACCAAAUUUAUCUAAAAAUAUUUGUUGCCUGUAUUUUUGUGGAAAAAGAUGUAAAGAUCACCAUGAAUGCUGGGAGAGUUACCAUCUUCACCAGGCAGAUUUAAAUGUUUGUCUUUAAAGGAAAUGUCACAGUAGAUUAACUUAAGUACAAAACACUUGUGUCCAUAAAAUUUACUCAGUAUUAUUACACCAGAUUUGAGCUGACUGGAUUAAUUAAAAAAAAUAGAA
Molecule: messenger RNA, 4482 nt
Organism: Thalassophryne amazonica
Lineage: Eukaryota; Metazoa; Chordata; Actinopteri; Batrachoidiformes; Batrachoididae
Gene: cgnl1
Product: cingulin-like 1
Exons: 19
Coding region: 229-4197 (1322 amino acids)
Cellular component (GO): myosin complex
Source: RefSeq, a predicted model, not a curated record